UAUGAUUAUGAUUUAUAUGGUUAAAGAAUAAAAUUUGUCUUCUUUGAAAUUCGAAGUGAGGAAAAAAUAAUUCUAAUGGGAUUGUGACUCCACAUUUUUUAUAUUAUUUCCUAUAAAAUUUAUUAUAUACUGAUCUAAAUAGAUACUUAAAUCAACUUAACUGUUAUCUUUGGUGCGCAAACAUUAUUUUAAAUAUUUGAUUAUAAUUAUAUACAAAAAUUUGUAUAAUCGUCCUACAAAUUCAUUUAUCAUUUCUUUUUCAAAUUAACAUAAAUCCUAUCCUAAAAUUUAAAAUGGAUAAAUUAAAUAUUGAUAUAUUAUAUGAAAUUAUUAAAUGGCAUUUUAAUUAUGGAAAUUGGUAUGAAUUAUUAGAGAAAAAGUUAAUAAAUAAAAAAUGGAAACGAGCUGUUGAGGAGUAUGAAAAUUGUAAUAUAAAAAUAAAAGUUGAUGUAAAAAUGAUUCAAGAUGGAUUUCCAGAUAAAUUUAAAAUAAUUGUUGGGGUAUUUAAAAAGGAAUAUAAUAAAAAAUAUGAGAGAAUAAUAUUUCAUAAUGAAGAUGAGCAUAAUUAUGGAAUAAUCAUAAAAGGGGAAAGUUAUGAUAUGACUUAUUUACCAAAAGGGUAUAAAUAUCAUUGUAAUGAUUGUGAAAAUAAGGCAUUAAUGUGUAAUAAUUGUUUCAUAAGAAGAAAUAAUAGACAUAUGUUCGUUUAUGGAAAAGAAAUAGAAUAUGAUUGGGAUACAAACGAGUAUUUAGUAAAUAAAGAAUUAGAUAAAAAAGAUAAAUUAAUUAUUAAAUGUAUAAGAUGUUAUUAUGAAGAAGAUUUGGUAGAAGAAUUUGAAAGUUUUGAUUUUGGAGAGUCUAGUAUUGAUAAAUAUACAUAUAUAUUUAGACGGUUAAGGAUUAAUAAUGAAAAAUAUAAGAAAGAUAUUUGGUUAACAGAAAAAGAUAUAAGAAUUUAUUGUGAGGAUGAUUAAAAUUUUUAUAAUUUUCUAAAAUUUAUUUUUAUAA
Rhizophagus irregularis DAOM 181602=DAOM 197198 is the source of this 1008-nucleotide messenger RNA. RefSeq lists its product as uncharacterized. NCBI's taxonomy places the organism in Eukaryota, Fungi, Glomeromycota, Glomeromycetes, Glomerales, Glomeraceae. The record is from RefSeq and is a predicted model, not a curated record.